CACGGUUCGAAGUCGGAGAUUUUUAUUAAAAACCGAUGAUGCCGAGAACCUAUCAGAAACGUUUAGGCGCUCGAGGCUAUAAAAAUUAUACAGAAGAAUUACUGGAUCGAGCUAUAACAGCUGUCACAGAAGGUCGUAUGACCUUGCGGGCGGCUUCUGAAAAGUUUAAUAUACCGUAUGGCACGAUUUUUAAUAAAUAUCAUGGAAAGUAUAUAAAGAAACCAGGAGCACAGCCAGUAUUUUCUAAAACUGAAGAGGAAACUAUUCUGAAAUCGUGUGCUAAAUGCGCUGAUUGGGGAUAUCCGCUUACAACUUUAGAUUUGCGCAUGUUUGCUAAAAUUCUAUUAGAUUCACAAGGCAGAACAGUCUCCAAAUUUCGAAAUAAUAUGCCUGGACAAGACUGGGCAUACUCACUGCUCAACCGGCACAAAAACCAGUAUUCUCAACGGGUGUCUACUAAUAUCAAACGAGCUAGAGCGGCAGUAUCCCGUGAAAGUAUUGAGGAAUAUUUCAAAAACCUUGAAAAUACUUUGAAAGAAGUACCUGACUCAAAUAUUUUCAAUUAUGAUGAGUCGAAUCUUAGUGACGAUCCAGGUAAAAAGAUAGGGAUAUUUCGCAGAGGUGUCAAGUAUCCAGAAAAGGCGAUGAACUUUUCCAAAAGUGCCACAUCUAUAAUGGUUUGUGGUUCUGCUGAUGGUGUGCUAUUACCACCCUACAUAAUUUACAAAAGCUUACACCUUUACGAUACCUGGAAGGAGAGGGCACCGCGUGGCCCGCCAUGCUGCAAUCAGCCUUGUUGCUCAGGUGGAUCACGAUUUAACCGCACAGUUAGUGGUUGGUUCGACGCACCAUCAUUCCGGGACUGGUUUGUAAGUUGCUUUAUGCCUCAUGCAAAAAGGCUGCCUGGUCGUAAAGUUCUUAUUGGAGACAAUCUUUCGUCUCAUUUAGAUGAGCAAGUCAUAAAACUUUGCAGCGAAAAUGACAUUGAUUUUGUGUGUUUGGUGCCACAUUCGACGCACCUAUGUCAACCUCUUGAUGUGGCGUUUUUCCGCCCAAUGAAGACAGCAUGGCGGCAAGUUUUGACCAAUUGGAAGAUGCAAAAUGCUAAGUUGUCAUCUGUUCCAAAAGAUACAUUCCCUCAUCUGCUGACAAACGCUCUCAACAAAAUGGAUGAAGUCCAACCAAAACCAAAUUCAGAAUAUAAAGACAUAACUUCUGGGAUUAAAAGGAACAUGAUGAGCGGAUUUCGUGCUGCUGGUAUUUAUCCUUUUAAUAAACAAAAAGUUCUUGAUCGUCUACCAAAAGAAGAUAUUGGAGGGCAGGAAAUUGAAAGUGCUUUAACCAAUUUUUUAAAGGAAUCAAGAUAUGGAAGUUCUUCGAAUCAAUCUACAAGGAAAAAAAGGCGUUUAGAUGUAGCUCCCGGCAAAAGUAUUGCAACCCGAGAGGAAACUAUACAAUCUACUGAUCCCGAACAAAAUGAGAUUGCAGCAUCUGAUAUUCAAGAAACAGAAAUUCAAGCAUUGGUUGGUCCUAGUACAUCUCAAGGCGAAGCUCCACGUUUAGACGACGAAGAAAUCCCGGAUAGACAAAUAUAUGAAAGUGACCCUGAUGAGGAUGUAGUAGAAGCAGAAGAUGAGAAGACAGAGUGCAGUUUAGGAAGAUUCGUAUUAGCGAAAUUCUACACGAGACGUGGCAAAAAGACCUACAAAUAUGUUUGUCAAAUUGUAGAAACUGAACCUUUGCUUGUCGAGGGUUUCAAAUCGGUUGGAACUAAAAGAAAGUUUAAAAGAGUUCCAGAUGAUAUAUCUGAAAUUGAUUACACCGAUAUUAUAUCUUAUUUACCAAAGCCUGUUAAAAAAGACGACUUUAUAAUUUUUCCUUUUGAUAUUAAUAUUCAAGAAUUGUAG
Molecule: messenger RNA, 1907 nt
Organism: Amyelois transitella
Lineage: Eukaryota; Metazoa; Arthropoda; Insecta; Lepidoptera; Pyralidae
Exons: 2
Coding region: 36-1907 (623 amino acids)
Cellular component (GO): nucleus
Molecular function (GO): DNA binding
Source: RefSeq, a predicted model, not a curated record